Rhineura floridana is the source of this 6191-nucleotide messenger RNA. It is a transcript of the gene PDE1B, whose product is annotated as phosphodiesterase 1B. Gene Ontology annotation, biological process: signal transduction. The transcript has 19 exons. The record is from RefSeq and is a predicted model, not a curated record. The coding region runs from base 1178 to 2923 and encodes 581 amino acids. Lineage: Eukaryota; Metazoa; Chordata; Lepidosauria; Squamata; Rhineuridae. Gene Ontology annotation, molecular function: 3',5'-cyclic-nucleotide phosphodiesterase activity.
GCUGGGAUGGGGAAGCUGAGGCUUCCAGACGUCGUUGGACUCCAACUCCCCUCAGCCCCAGCUAGCAUGGCCAAUGGUCAGGCAUAAUGAAGUUAGGGUCCAGCAUCAUCUGCCCGGCAACAGAUGCCAAAACCCUGCCUUAAAGGGAGGGUGGGCUGUGUGAGUGGGUGGACAACAAACAGGCAGGAGAAGCUUGCAGCUGCCAGAGCAGCAGCAGAUUUAAACAUAAAAGGAGAAUCUCCAGGUUUAACAUGGGCAGUUUUAUUCCUAAUGCUUUCCUCUGGAUAUUUGCAAUUGUGUCUGUGUUGCUUUUACCAUUUCUCUUGGAGAAACAGUCAAAUUAAUAGUCCUUUCAGAACACUGAUUAUUUUUACUCUCCCCCCUCCCCUCCUUCACUUAAUUCCUGGAACAGCUCUGGAACGGAAGCAGCCACUUCCAGGCCACUCUUGCUGCAGCACAGUUGUGACAUGAUGAAGAAGCAAGCCGCCCACCCACAUGUUACAUAAACAAGUUACAUAAAGCCCAGGUCCGGAAUACAACCAAAGACAGAACUGUGAAUCCACCAAAGGGAAAAUAAAUGGUGAGUCUGUUAACAGCUCAUUCCUGAACGCUGGAUCGCCAGAAAAGGACCAAACAAAAAACCUCGACAAAAAUCAGCCCCCGCUGAGAUCCAAGGGUUAAAAUACAACUCAUAACUGCCAUUACUUUACCAGCCUCAUGAGCAGCAGUUGGAAACUCACCUAGAGUUGCCAUCUCUUCAGCUGAUCACUAUAGUUGUGCCUUUAAUAGUGGCACACUCUGCAGGAAUUAUCAGCUCCACCUACCAGUGGGCUGCAGGCCCCAGGAAGUUAUCCAUGCGGCCCUGUGGCUGAAAAAAGGUUUCCCACCUCUGUCUUAAGUGAAUAGGCAGCUUUUGUGUUGGGCUGUGCUCCUGGACCCACCAAAUUUACAAAACCCUGAUCCUGGCCCCAGAAGGCUUCAACCCCGGUAAUUUUGAUAGCAUGCAUUGGCAACUCUACCACGGCUAAAGGGAUAGGAGCAGACCCUGCUGGGUUUUUUAAAGGUUGAACCACCAGGCGCUGCCGCGUCGCAGCUCCAGCAACAGUCGCGAGCCACCGCUGCGUUGGCCACUUGGAGAAAGUUGCGCGGCGCGACCGACGCUUCCUCAGGAAUCCGGAUGCGCUCGGAGGAGGCCGCCGCCCCAGCAGCGCCCGGGCUAGCUGGAUUGCCCCUCGCUGGGACGCCGCCACCGCCGCCACCACACAGGGGUCUCCCUAGGCAGAAAGGGCGAGUUGAUCCGGAACUGGCGAUGGAGGCCCCACAGCUGGACCUCCUGGAAUCUCCCGAGGGCUGCCCCUCCCCUCUGGAGCUCAAGUCUGCCCCCAGUAAGAAGAUGUGGGUCAAGCUCCGGGCGCUGCUGCGGUACAUGGUGAAACAGUUGGAGACAGGAGAAGUGAAUAUUGUGGAGCUGAAGAAGAACUUGGAAUAUACUGCUUCGUUGCUUGAAGCCGUCUACAUUGAUGAGACCAGGCAGAUCCUGGACACGGAAGAUGAACUCCAGGAGAUCAAGUCUGAUGCAGUUCCCUCUGAGGUGCGGGACUGGCUGGCCUCCACGUUCACCCAGCAGACCCGUGCCAAGGGACGCCGUUCCGAGGAGAAGCCCAAGUUCCGCAGCAUUGUGCACGCUGUUCAAGCUGGCAUCUUUGUUGAGAGGAUGUUCCGUCGGACGUACACAGCAGUGGGGCCCAACUAUUCUCUCUCCGUCAUCAACUGCCUGAAGACUCUCGACCUCUGGUUUUUUGAUGUCUUUGCACUGAAUAAGGUGAGUGAGGACCAUGCCUUGCGCACGAUUGUCUUUGAACUUCUCACCCGCCACAACCUCAUCAGCCGCUUCAAGAUCCCCACAGUGUACCUCAUGACCUUCCUUGAUGCACUGGAGGCUGGCUAUGGGAAAUACAAGAACCCGUAUCACAAUCAGAUACAUGCUGCUGACGUCACCCAGACUGUGCACUGCUUCCUGCUUCGCUCUGGCAUGGUGCACUGCCUGGCGGAGAUUGAGGUCCUGGCCAUAGUGUUUGCAGCCGCAAUCCAUGACUACGAGCACACGGGAACCACCAACAGCUUCCAUAUCCAAACCAAAUCAGACACGGCCAUUUUGUACAAUGACCGCUCGGUGCUGGAGAACCACCAUAUCAGCGCCGUCUUCCGUAUGAUGCAGGAGGAAGAGAUGAACAUCCUCGUCAACCUGACCAAGGAUGAAUUUGCGGAACUCCGGUUGCUUGUCAUUGAAAUGGUUUUGGCUACAGACAUGUCCUGUCACUUCCAGCAAGUCAAGUCCAUGAAAACCUCCCUGCAGCAGCUUGAGCAGAUCGACAAGUCGAAAGCACUCUCCUUGUUGCUGCAUGCGGCUGACAUCAGCCACCCCACCAAACAAUGGACGGUGCACUCCCGAUGGACCAAAGCCCUCAUGGAAGAAUUCUUCAGACAGGGGGACAAAGAGGCUGAGCUUGGAUUGCCCUUCUCUCCCUUGUGUGAUCGUACAUCCACACUGGUGGCUCAGUCACAGAUUGGAUUUAUUGAUUUCAUUGUGGAGCCCACUUUCCAAGUUCUGACGGAUGUGGCCGAGAAGAUGGUCAUUCCCCUGGUGGAGGAAGGCUCCAAGAACAAAUCCUCCAGCCAGCAGAGCAGUUCCCAUUGGCGCCAGCCCUCUGUGGAUGAGCAUGCUGAACUGGGAGACAUCAAUGCUGACAUCAACAGCUUCCGUGCCACCUGGACAAAGUACAUCCAAGAGAACAAGCAGAAGUGGAAGGAGCGAGCUGCAAGUGGAAUCACUAACCAGACAUCCAUUGAUGAGCUCUCGCCCUGCGAGGAGGAGCCAAGCACGCCUGAGAACCAGCACAAUCAGAACGGCAAUGUGGAAUAGCACGGCCUGUGUGGAAGCAAGGUCCCCGACGCAAUUUACUCCAAAGUCUUCAGUACCAUCGACUCAGCACCAUCCGCACAGGGACGGCUCGAGAAGGGUGUGACAUGAAUGCGACCAUCAAUACUACUAGUAAUAAUAUUAAUAACGACAAAUGCAAACAACAAACGAGUUAACGAUGUCGACAUCACACAGCACCCACUGCCUGCCCCAUCCCUGAGUUGCAACAAAUGAGUCAGAGAGAACCCCCCGUGUUACUCCCGUCCCCCAGGCGCCAAUGAGCAAAUGGCCUCAGUGGCAUCGGGGACUGUCACUCACCCACACACAGUCACACAUCUUCCCCGCUGUGCCGAACUGCCCGGGUAAGGCUUCUCACUGCCAAACCAGCAAAGUGACUGCCGAGGCCACUGCCACAGCUGGUUUUUUCAAGACAGUAGCUGGAAUUGCACUUUGGAGGAGGAAAACGUCAAGGAGUUAUUGAGCCUGGCAGUCACAGGUGGGGUGGGGAGAGAAUCACACCCCUGCACAAUCAGUGUGGAUCCCAGCAGGCCUCGGAGGUAAGCUAAAUCAACAGUUGUUGCCACCCACCCCACCAUAGACACUUGUGAGAUUACAGCUGCAGUUCUGCUCCUGGGGCAGUUUGCUGACACCUCUCAUAAGAGCCCAGCUCCUUGCAUUAAAAAGUGUUUGCCCUAUACUCAGCCUCCCAUUUUUGUCAAGCCUGAUCAGCUAGUCUCUCUCGACUGCUUUGGGCAUUAAACUAGAUAGGCUGAGAUACACAAUGUGUUGAAUCUCACUCCUCCUGAGCAAUAGUUAUACAAUGUCCAGGUGCUUUUAAAAAAGCCUCCCCUUUAGUGGAUGCCACCAUUAACCGUGGCCCACUCCCAGCAACCAGUGGUACCAUUUGUGAGAUUCAGGCAUCUGUUGGAAAGUGGCAGGCACCCUCUUUCCUGACACUUCUUUGGUCACAUGGGUGGGGUGGAGUGGGUGGGUAGGAGUUAAAUUGCACUUCCUCCUCCCAUCCAGAGACUGAACCCAGUCUGUCUGCCUGUAGGGGAUCUGCAAUACGGAUGCUGCACAGACCUUGUGCCCGCUGGCCGUUCUGUAGCUGCUGGGCUCUGGGGCAUGGAAUGCUCACAGGGUGGCAAAGGUGGUGCAUCCUCUAUGGACAAGUUCAAUGAUCUGUGUGUUCCUGGGAUCUCAAAAGUAGGUUGCUGUCACCAUGGAUGUGGGCUUGGAUGAUCUUUCAUUAGGGAGCCUGUCUGCCUAUGUGACUGAUGUGAUUGUAUGCCCGUGUUGCUGUGUGCAAUGGAAAUCAGGGCAUUGGGGGGGGGCAAGCUACUGUAGGCUCAGCUUGUAGAUAUGUGAAGAGGGCUCUGAAGAGGACUCCCCAACAGCAGGAGAGCAAAAGGUUUUGCACUCCAGGUUUUAACAUGAACCGGAACCAGUCUUUAAUGCUAGGUCUCAGCUAGGUAAUAAUUUAACAGCAUACCUGUAACCAAAUGUAGGCUACAGACCACUCCCACAUAGCUGAAACGGUAAGGUAUGUCUUCCAGAUCAGAGGACUGGCUUCUAGAGAAACUUGGUCCCCAGCAUCUCUCUCUUUCUCACUCUCUCUUUCCCCCCCCCCCAGAAAUAAGUCAUAACAGAAUCGUGGCUUUGGAUUCUGAUGAAUUUGUAGCUUGAGAUUGAGGGGUAUCAUCAGGCAUGCACAUGGAACAUCUCUUGUGAGUCCUCCUGAGACUGGAGAUCAUCUGUUAAGCUAAAAUAGCAGAGCUGGCCAGUUCCCAGCCUAGGGAUGUCUUCCUUGGAAUGUUUGAUUGAAACAUUUGCUGCCCUUGGUGACUACUAACACACUAGUCCCCUUAGGAUACUGUGCAGGUGCACUCAUCUACUCAGCAUAAGGAACUACAGCAAUGGCAACAGCAGCAGACAACAAGCUGAAUAAUGACAUGGCUCAAGUGGCUUGAGAGGCAAAUUGGGUGCAUGGCUAGGCAGUCUCACAGUGCUUCAUCACUUGCCAAACAAUGUAUGGAUCCCGACAAUCCAUGUUCGCAAUACGGCCAUGCAAUGUGGCACUUAUUUAUGACAACGAAUGACUCUGAGAAAUUCUGCCUUAGGCCAAUCUACACAUUCAUGAAAAGCAUAAUGUACACUCUCAUGUGGGCUGUGCCACUUUAGAAUGCCUGUUAAAGGAAUUGCAUGAUUGAAUGCUCCCCAGAUCAAAAUCCCUCUACCCAUGGAUUGUUAAGGACAGUUCCAACCUGCCUAAUUCCUAAUGCGCUCAUUUCUAAGUGGAGAUAUAUAUGUAUAUUUUUAAAUGGGUAAGCAUUUGAAUAUGUAUCAGGUGUAUUUCCUGAAUGUGUAGAUUCCUCUUAGACUGUCCCAUGCUGGAUGAGGACCUUUGGCUAUGACAGUUGUAGAAAAGGUGCAGUGAUUAAUUUUGUUAAACCAGUUAGUUGUUGGAAGUUUUUGUCUUUACAUGGUUCCUUAACUAUAGGGACCAGAGCGCCAGGUAGAUGAAAAUACAUUCCUGCAUUUACACAUGUGGCUGUUUGGUUCUAGGGUUCUUGAGAACAAAAGAAAAUGCAAAGCAAGCUGUUUUGAUUUAUUUUAAGAAUAGCCAUGGUGGGGCAAUGUGGCUAUGCAUAUUAACAUUGAUAAUGACGUGAGGAGGAAGGGGAGAGAGAGAGAGAGAGAGAGAGAGAGAGAGAGAGAGAGAGAUUAGUGGUGCAUUUGGGUCUCUGUCCAAGAGUAGAAGCCAGUUGGAAGCUGCUGAAGGUGUGGAAAGAAAAGUGAAAAAAUUCCCAGCAUUUGUGGUGGGACAGGAUGUCCCUUCCAUUCCUUCAAAACAGAUGUCUAUCCCAGAUCAUCACAUGACUGUGUGAUUCAGGCUUCAGUUUCUCCUCACCUUUUCUCCCCCAGUUGCAAGCACUUGGAAUGGGGACAUGGUUGGGAAUUUUGCCCUUUAUGGCUCCUUCAGCUCUGACAUCUUGUCCAAUGCUUCGAAUGCUCCCCCUGGGACUUAACAAGGCUGAACAAGGAUUGUUAAGGGUUGGAGUUAAUCUUCACCCUGACUCUGCCGUUUCUUCCAAGUGACCAACCCGGAUGUAACUUACUGUUCUCAUUUCCGGCCUCUUUGUCCUCCUACUCCCAGCCCCAGAACUUUGUAAAUACCCCUCUUUGUCAAUACAUUUGGUCCGUGGAACUCUGUAUGUGUCUGUACCUCGGACAUAAUUUUUCUACCAUGCAGUAACUUUUUUUUCUUUUG